Messenger RNA from Adineta steineri, 1414 nucleotides. Lineage: Eukaryota; Metazoa; Rotifera; Eurotatoria; Adinetida; Adinetidae. The record is from the annotation of a GenBank genome assembly.
UCUCCAUUGAGAUUUUAGUUCAGUUGUUCAACCAACAUCUUUCAUUUGUCUAGCAAAGAGCUCCCUCUUUCGUGAAUAAAAACUCAUUCUCUCCAAUGAGAUAGAAGAAUCAAAUCGCUAUUCUAAAUAAACAUGCAUACGAUAUAAUAUAAUGAAUGUCUGUCUGUCUUUUAUUUGUCCGGCCGUUUUGUUUUGUUUAUUGUUUGAAUCACAUCAUUGUUUUGUUAGUCUCUAUAGUUAUUAUUACAUGAUAUCAAUGGUUUUACUGGUUUAAUCUUGAUCAUAUAAAGAUAUGUAUAUACAUAUAUAUAUUUAUCUUUCAUAUAUUGACAUAUAUCAUAUUGAACUCUAUAAUUUACUUAUCAUUGAUCACUAGACAUUCAUGCUAUGAUUAUUUCGAUAGACGAAGAGAAAAAAAAUCGAUCGUUACACUUUUUCAUAUGAACAUUUACUUGAUUUAUGAAGAGUCUUCUUUAAAUUUAAUCCUUUUGAUAUAUAUAUUCUCAAACUCUAAUCUUUUUAGAUGGCCGCUGUUAAUGUAUAUCAUACGAGUGUAACUACAGACAACCUAAGUCGUAAUGAUAUUUUACAAUGGAUAAAUACAGCGCUCGAAGCUAAUUUUACUAAAGUUGAAGAUCUAUGUUCCGGUGCUGCUUACUGCCAAUUUAUGGAGAUGAUGUUUCCAGGCAAGUUUACUAUUAUAUAUAUAGUUAUUGUACCUGUUGAAAAAUUAGUCAAAGGAAAAUUUCAGGAUAAUUUUGAAUUUGUUCAAUGGUUUAAAAAAUUCUUUGAUGCAAAUUACACAGCUGCUCAUGAUUAUGAUCCUCUAGCCGCACGAGAUGGACAAUCUCUAGGUAGCGGUGGUGGUAAAGCAGCACCAGGAGGAGGUAGUUCAGGUAUUCGUGCACCACCUGCUUCUCGACCAGUACCAGCGCCAGUAACACGAGCUGCCCCACCACCAACAAGACCACCAGUUACCGCAAAACCAAUGCAACAACAUCAACAAAAAAUCUCUCCAUCAGUUCAUCGUCCAGUUGGUAAUAGCAGUGGACAUCAUGUUGAUACUCAUCAUGGAUCUCAUAAUACCGAAUCUAUUCGAUUACAACAAGAAAUUGAUAAUUUACAAGAAAUAAUUCAACAACAUGCAGCACAGAUAACCGGUCUUGAAAAAGAACGAGAUUUUUAUUAUCAAAAAUUACGUGAUGUAGAAGUUAUUUGUCAAGAACCAGAAUGUGAAUCAUUACCACAUACACAAAAAAUUCUUGAAAUACUUUAUGCUACAGAAGAGGGUUUCGCGCAACCUGAUCAAGAGAACGGUAAUGGUGAUUUAGACGAUGCAAAUGGUUUAACUGUUGGUAGUAAUGGUAAUGGUAAUGGUUCAGCUCUUGUCGGGGGCGAUGAAGAUACAUAUUAA